UGAUCAAUUGCAGUCCUAAACAACAAUAGGAACAUACAACACAAACAAUACCAAGUGAAUUAAACUUCACCACAUCGCACAAGCAGGUGGGUAUCAGGACUCAGCAGCUGAGUAGAUAACGCGAUGGCGUUUGAAGCGAACAGUACAGGGUUCGAGUCUGUGAGUGAACAUUAACUCUGGGAUGCAUGUGAAUCCAGCUGACGAGUCGCAAAUGGACGAAACGUGCGUCCUGGAUUCCACUGCUAACAACUACCCAUCUUUGCUUAUAAUGCUACUGUAUGUUAAUCAAGAUUAGUAUGUGUAGUUGACGAUAUGAUUGACUAAGUCGAUUGUUAAGUAUUUCACCGUCAUUUUACACUCAAUAUGCGACGAAAUCCAGUUUGGUUUUGCGAUGAAUAGUUUAAGUUUGUACCCGAAAUGAUGAAUUGUUCAACUUGUUAAUCAUUGUUUAAAAUCAAAACAUUUAGAUAAUAUUACACUUCUUUGUCAAUACUGCGGUAAGAAUUACAUUCUUUGAACUGUAAGGUUUAAUUUUAAAGCUUUCACUGUUUUUUAGACAAUAUCAUCAGCACAAAAUUCAGAUAGAAGUGAGCUAUAGUCAUUUCUUCGCAUAUGGCUAACAGCUUGUCCCAUCAACCUUGAUUGUGAUUAGCUGUUGUUAACCAUUGUCGUAUUCUUUUCUGUAAAUUUUCUGUGUAUUUUUCCCACUUUAAUUUAAUAAUCAGAAUAAAUAUACAGACAACGACAUUAUAAUGGUAAGUAACAAAAAAUAAAAGUCAAGGUUAACAGAACAUGCUUCUAAUCAUGUAUGAACGAAUUGAAGUAAUUCACUUCUAUCUGAAGUUUAUACAUUUGAUGAUCUCGCUUAGAAAGACAACAAAAUGUUCAUGACUAAACUACCUAUUACAGAGAACGCAAUCUCACAAUAGUUAUGUUGAGCUGCAAAUCUUCAUCACUUAGUCAAUAGUAUCAUUUGAAACAUCAUUAUGUAAUGAACCUUCCAGAUUAAAAUUUCUCUUGUAUCGAGGGUGGGGAGAGUUAGCUUUCCCUCUCCAAAUGCUCUCACAUGGACACGCGUAUACGACACUUCCAGGGAAGUCCUACUCACUGCCUUCUCGCACCAGGGGUGUUGUUUAACCGGGUUGAUGGAUAUUGUAGAUCCAUCUAGGGGAGUUAGAAAACCCUGAUUCAAAAAACCAAUGGUGCACAUCGGCUACAGUAUCCUGAAGAAACAAAUGGCGUAUCAAUUUAUUGUUGAUCACUGACUACCAUAGGACUGCAUCUCUUGAUGUUGCUCCACUGCCUUGUGGAUCAGACAUUUAGGUGGAAGGCUCCGGGUGUGACUCCCUAAAAAAGCUACCUGUUUCGGUUUGGUCACCUGGACAGUAUCACAGCCCACACACGAAUCAUUUGACUUAUGUGGAGCAUAUGCAUUAGGUGCUUCUUUGUACCAAUGUUUAUGUGUUCAAACAAAUAAUAAAUAACAUUAAUACAACCAUUAAAAUUACUACAUUUUCCUAGCUGUAAAUUUUUAAAGUAAAAAUAAUCUUGAAAAUAAUGAAUACUAACUUUGCUCUCUUUUCUAGUAAACAGCAUAAUGAGCGAACUGAAUUGAUACAACGACUUUCCGGCCUUAUGUGAGCAAAUACUGUACAAGUUUAUCAUGUCUGAAUUAGUGGAUUAUUCUGAUUCUGAUAAAUCUGAAUCGGAUAUUUCAUUGAAUGAAUAUGAAACUUCUAUAGAUUUAUCAAAUCCAGCUCAUUUACAAUCUUCACAAUCUGUUCAUAUCGCUGAAGAAGAUUUUUUCAAUCUGAAAGAUAUGAAUGAUGAAAGCAAUUCUAAUUUUUGGACAUCCACAAUACAUGAUAAUGACUUAUUGCCAUGUAUAGUGCCAAUGAUCAACAAUGAUGACAAAGCAUUCUCAUUACAAAAAGACAAAUAUUUAGAAGAGCAAAAUUUAUCUCAUACCAUUGAUUCUACCAGUUCAUGGAAUCAUACUGAAAUAUUGAACAGUAAUAGCAACUUUCUUAUUUCCUAUGUUAUUGACAAUAAAGCAUCUAAUAUUGUUGAUACCAAUGAUAGUGUAAUCUAUCCUCGUCUUUCACUUCAAUGGCCAUAUCUUGCAUUAUGUGGACCGUUAUGCAAACAACCUAAUGAAACUAUUGAUAAACUAUCAUCACAUAUCUUAAUAUGGCGACUUCCAUAUCCUGAUAGUGGAAAAAAUUCACCUUCACUUAUUUGUGAUUAUAGAAUUCAUUUAGAUCAUAAACUGACUUCUACAUCACCAUCGUCAUCAUCAUUCCUAUCACCAUAUUCACGACGAGAUUCUUAUUGUUGGACAAAAUUUCAUUCUCCUACAACAGAUUCACAAUGUUUACAAUUGAUAGCAGCUACUUAUAAAGGAUUAGUCGAAAUGUGGGAUAUUAAUCAAGGUAAACAGAUUAGAGAUUUCAAUGUAUCUUCACAAACUGGUCAAUUAUUGCGUUGUGCAUCGUUACCAGUCGAGAACUUUUCCUCUUUUCUCUUAACUGGUGGUAUCAGUGGUAUUAUAAGUUUAUGGGACUUGCGUAUAUCAGCAUCCAAAGUACCUCAAUUGAAAUAUUCCCAUACAGAAUUAAAAGCUUCAAUAGCUGAUUUACUUUGGCUUAAUGAAAAUCAAUUCAGUUCAUGUUCAGAUACUGUUGAUCGAAAUAAUUGUGAACAUAAUAUUGCUGUAUGGGAUAUACGAUUUACUAAACCAAUAUCUCAUCAAUUAUAUCAAGAACGUUGGGGCUGUAACCGAUUAGCUUUAAAGCCAAAAUUUCAUUCUAAUCAAAAUAUUCGUUUUGCUGUACAAACUCAAGGUGAUGCAAUUGUAGAAAUCUAUUGUAAAACAAUGAAAAAUUCCACAUCAUCAAAUCGAUUAAGUUAUCAUUUAGAGAAACGUUGGCGUUAUGAAGGUCAUCAGAUUCAAGCCCAUCCUCUUGGUAUAGCUUAUAAUCCAUCUGGCAAUUUAUUGGCUAGUGGUUCAUGGUCAUCUUCUAGUCCAGUUAUAUGGUCUACUGUUCACAAGAUUGAUUCAUCUUCUAUUUUAAUGACACCAAUGAAAAAGCUACCAGGAUUUCGAAGCUCACCAAAAUCUAUGAUAACUGAUGUUGCUUGGAUACCAAACCAGUAUGUUUCAAACGGACGUGACAGUAUAAUAGCUGUUCAAUCAAAUGGGACUAUUAUUGUAUAUAGCUCAAUAUAAGCAUAAUGUUUUAGAUAGAAUUUGUAAAUACAUAUACAAGUUUUGUAAAA
This is a messenger RNA of Schistosoma mattheei, 3279 nucleotides long. Lineage: Eukaryota; Metazoa; Platyhelminthes; Trematoda; Strigeidida; Schistosomatidae. The record is from the annotation of a GenBank genome assembly.